GACCCCAGCCAAGCCCAGGGAACUCCCGCCUGUCUUUUUCUUCGGCGGUCUCCCUCACCCUUUCUCUGUGCCUUUCCCGUACUCCCUCUUUUCCUCCUCUCUCCUUCGCCCCCAGCUUCUGCUCUCCCCUUCUGCUAGUCUCUCCCCUACCCCUCCCUCUCGGGCAGGCAUUUCUCGGCUGCGCGCUUCGCCCCAGCGCACGAAGGCUACGGGUCGAGUCCGCGCAGCGCGAGCUCCCGGGAACGCCGUCCCGAAGCUCCCUACGAUCGCGCACUCUGCUGGGAGUCCGCCCUCCGGAAGGGGCCUCGGCCUGGUGGGGACAAGCCAGGCCUGCUCGGCUUUUACUGCCGGGCUCGCGGGAGCAGCCCAGCGCGCGCCGGAGGCGUCCGCGGGAAGGGAACCCCUGUGCGCCGGGAGACGGGCAAGUCGCGGCCCCAGGUCCCGUUGGCCCGCGGAAAAGCUGUGGAAUCCACCCGGAUCGAAACGCCCCUGGCCCGUGUGACCCUACCCCGGGAGAAGCAGUCAAGUUACCCGACAUUGUGGUCAGCUGAAGCAGGAUCGGUGGCUGGAUGCUGCAGCUGCCGGGGUUCGGCGCCUGGGAAGACUCCUGUGUAGGGGAGAGAAGCAGAGAUGCAACAUUUUUAAAGUUUCACAAAGCAUCUGGCUGCAUCCGGGCCCCUGGAGCAGGAGACAAACAGAAUUAAUGUUUUAUACCUUCGGGUAUAGGUUUGAGUUUUUUCCCCCUCAUGCCAAGUAUUUAAAACCUCUAGAAACCCAUGAUUUGACAAUCAAUGAUUGCGCGAUACUUUCAAUUUGAAUAUUCAAAGGCUUAACAAAAUGGACUAUCUUCUGCAGAAACCUUGCACACAGGCACCCCACAGAGAGUCCAGAGAAACAGGGAAUGAGACCCCUUUGGGUCCUAUCCCUUGCUUUUAUUGUAUUUUGAACCUUUUGUCCACCUUCUCACAGACAGAGCAGGUGUCCUCAAAGAUGCUCUGUGUUUCUGCCUCAAAGGCAGCGCAGGAGCCCUGAGUGACCUAGGCUGCCUUCGGUGACCUCCUGAGCCAGGCUGGCUGGCCAGACUGAUUAUUACACCCCCAAUCUCCGUUUUAGGGGAAAAUCUCAGGUUUGGGGGAGUGAACAUGGCAGCCAGGGGGUGUGGCAUGGCCAGGAGUGACUCUGGGCCCAGGUUGCAGGCCCAAGGCCCAGGGGAGGGCUUCACUCUGCAGCUUGUCUACCUUCUGGCCCCACCUGGCCACGGGUAGGCUUCCCUCCCCUUUUAAUUUCACUCUUCACCUGGGCCCCAAACACUGGGGUUUCAACACGGAUUGUCUGCCCAUUAAGACCCUUUGCUCCUCCCCACGGAGCUGGGGAUACCCAUAGGCCUCGCUCUCUGCCCUCUGAGAUUUUCUGAGGCUAGUGGUUCUUCACUGUGAGGCUUCCUCUCCUUCUCUCCUCUUUCUCUCUCGAGAGCUGUCCCUGCUGUUUUUACUUAAGGAGUAAAUGUUGAGAAAUGGUGACACACUUGGCUCCUGCUCAUUUUAGCUGUAAGAAGAUCAUGGAUUUGUGUUCAAGGCUCCUCACUUAGGGGUGAGAGGCAGAGGGGAUUUGAGGUCAGGCUGCCCCGUAGGUCCAGGUCUGACCCCUCACAUUUGCCUUGGGACUGUGUUGGGUCAUCUCCAACGACUUGCUGUGCUGCUUCCGUGUGGUUUAGAAGCCUGUGAGGACAGGUGUGGUCCAGAGAGGGAGUCAGAGCCAGGCCAAAUCCUCUCCUAGACCCAGAGGGAAGGAGGAAUACUGGAAGACAGAGGGAGAAGACUGAAGUGAAGCAGGGUGGGGUGCCCUGUGCAAAUAAGCCCAGAUAGUCCCAUGAUGCCAGGCCAGAUGGGAGGCACGGGCCUCUGCUCUUUGUUCCCUGAGUUCUCUGAAAGUACAAAAGUGUAUCUCACCCCAGAAAAAUAUCUGAAUGCCCUUGGCUGUGUCUGGUGCAGGGAGGAGCUUACGGAGGUGGAGGAGAGGGGCUCUGUGAGAGUGAGGAGAUAGGAGAGCCUGUGCUGAGUAGGGACUGCUUAGCUGCUGAAGCCAUGGCUUUGGGGGAGAGGGUCAGAACUAGGAACACCUGAGGGGGUACCUGGCCAUGGAAGGCAGGAUGUAUGUCCCAGGCCAGCUGCAGUCUUUUAGCCUCUGAAUCCUCGUAAGCCUGUGUCCUGGGUUUCUGUGAUGGAAGACAGGCCUGAGGAUCAGAUCUUGAGGGGAGGGAAGGGUGGAGGGAGUGGUGGGAGCCCAUAGUUCCUCUCUUCCCUGCUUGGGCACUGCUCCUGAAGGAACAGUGAGCAAAGCAGCCUCUGAACCUCCCCACCCAGGCUCUACCUGAGCCUCUGCUUGAAAUUAAGGAUGUCUUUUUGUGGAAACCAUGGUGGCAUAGUAGUUAAGAGCUACAGCUGCUAACCAAAAGGUUGGCAGUUUGAAUCCACCAGGUGCUCAUUGGGAACCCUAUGGGGCGGUUCUACUCGGUCAUACAGGGUCACUGUUUUUUUUUUUUUUGUUGUUGUUGUUGUUUGUUUUGUCCCUGUAGAAGUCCAGGUGGCACGGUGGUUAAGUGUUCAGCUGCUAACCGAAAGGUUGGCAGUUCAAAUCCACCAGCUACUCCUUGGAAACCCUGUGGGUCAGCUCUACUGUGGCCCAUAGGGUCACUAUGAGUUGAGAUCAACUUGAUGGCAGCGGUUUUUUUCUUGUUGUUCCCAUAGCUUCUUUCUUUGCUUCUUUUCUCUUCUGCCUUCCUCCUUUUUAUGUUACUCUUAUUCUUCUUCUUGUUUUUAAUAAAAAUCUUCCUCAUUGUUCGUUCUGUUUAUUUUCUCCCUUUGUCUUAAUUUCUUACCAGACACUUUUUCUCUCUUCCUGUCACUGCUUCUCUCCAUUUCUGGUCUGUCUAGCUGUUUUUCUCCCUGGCCCCUGCAUAUCUCUGUUUUCCCCUGCUUGGGCUGCUCUCUUAUUCUUUCAGGCUUCAUCUCCUUCCUAACCUAUCCUUUCAUGUGGAAAUGGGUAGGGAUGGCAAGAGGCCAUCAUGUUCCCUUGGCAACUUCAUUGCAGUCAGUGCUGACUUGAUACUCUGUGAAGGCAGGCAGGGCUGGGUGAGAGGUGAACUCCUUGGAAGUCCUGGCAUCUGUGGGAACAGCAAAGAACUCUUUGUCUCUCCCUCCAGGAGCCUCUGCUGUGGCAGCAGCCCUGCGGGGUUCCAUGUGGCCCCUCUGUUGCUGGCCAGCAAUUUUAGACAACUGGGCCUCCCCAGGCCUGAGCCCUGUUUUGAGAGAGAGACCCCACAGCUUUUAUCCCAACAUUAA
Molecule: messenger RNA, 3341 nt
Organism: Loxodonta africana (African savanna elephant)
Lineage: Eukaryota; Metazoa; Chordata; Mammalia; Proboscidea; Elephantidae
Product: colorectal cancer-associated protein 1
Exons: 3
Coding region: 3039-3341 (100 amino acids)
Source: RefSeq, a predicted model, not a curated record